Cladophialophora carrionii CBS 160.54 is the source of this 1809-nucleotide messenger RNA. RefSeq lists its product as uncharacterized. Lineage: Eukaryota; Fungi; Ascomycota; Eurotiomycetes; Chaetothyriales; Herpotrichiellaceae. Gene Ontology annotation, biological process: transmembrane transport. The transcript has a single exon. Bases 1 to 1809 code for a protein of 602 amino acids. Gene Ontology annotation, molecular function: transmembrane transporter activity. The record is from RefSeq and is a predicted model, not a curated record.
AUGCCCAACUCACCUGCAACCUCAUUGACCUCGACCCUGACAGGCGCCCCUGCUCCCGACGUCGAAAGCCAAAAGCCUGCUUCACACGCCAAAGUGCCGCAUUGGCGCCUCGUGGCGAGCCAGACGCUCAUCACAGAGGCAGUCUUGAAAUACCCCUACAAAGGCUCCGGCACGGAAGAUGAUCCUUACAUCGUCGAGUUCAUCCCCGACGACCCUCGCAACCCUAUGAACUGGCCGGACUGGAAGAAAUGGUGUCUCACCAUGACGGUGGCGUUCGCAGCCCUGGCUGUGGCGUUCGUGAGCACGGCGUACACGGCCAGCAUAGUGCAACUCAACGAGGAGUUCAGAAGCAGUCAAGAGGUCGCAACCCUCGGCGUGUCUCUUUUCGUGCUCGGAUUCUCGAUCGGGCCCCUCCUGUGGGCGCCGCUCAGUGAGUUAUGGGGACGCCAGGUUCUCUUCUUUUCCACCUACGCCCUCCUGACCGCAUUCAACGCCGGCGCGGCGGGGGCAAAUUCCAUGGCGUCUCUGAUCGUCAUGCGGUUCCUGGCCGGCACGUUUGGCGCCUCACCACUGACCAACGCCGGCGGUGUGGUUGCUGAUAUCUUCCCGGCCAAGCAACGCGGCCUGGGCAUGUCCAUCUUCGCCUCAGCACCGUUCUUGGGUCCGUGCAUAGGCCCCAUCGUCGGCGGGUUCGUCUCGCAGUCGAUCGGCUGGCGCUGGGUGGAGGGCGUGAUGGCCAUCUUCACCGGCGUGCUCUGGAUCAUCGGCAGCCUCGUGGUGCCUGAGACCUACGCCCCCGUCAUCCUCUCCCGGCGCGCGAAGGCUCUGACCGCCCGAACCGGCAAAUCGUACAUUUCGACCGUGGAAAAACGACAGGGCAAAGUCACUCCGCGGGCGGCGUUCGAGACAGCCCUCCUGCGGCCCUGGAUACUGAUGUUUCUGGAGCCCAUCGUCCUGCUGAUCUCGAUCUACAUGGCCAUCCUGUACGGGACGCUGUACAUGCUCUUCGGGGCCUUCCCGAUCGUCUUCGGACGGGACCGCGGCUGGUCACAGGGCAUCAGCGGCCUGGCCUUCAUCGGCGUUGCGGUCGGCAUGACCCUGGGAGUCAUCUACGCCAUCGUCGACAACAAGCGGUACGCGCGCGUCGAACAGGAACACAAGGGAGAUGCACCGCCCGAGUCGCGCCUCCCGCCCGCCCUGGUCGGCGCCGUCGCCAUCCCGAUCGGCAUGUUCUGGUUCGCGUGGACGAACUUCCCCUCGAUCCACUGGAUCGUGUGCAUCAUCGCGUCCGCGCCGUUCGGCUUCGGCGUCGUGCUCGUGUUCCUGGCCUGCGUCAACUACCUGAUCGACGCGUACGUCAUCUACGCGGCCAGCGUGCUCGCCGCGAGCAGCAUGCUGCGCUCCCUCUUCGGCGCCAUCUUCCCUUUGUUCACCGUCCAGAUGUACAACAACCUCGGCAUCCACUGGGCGAGCACCAUCCCGGCGUUCCUGGCGCUGGCCUGCGCCCCCUUUCCCUUCAUCUUCUACAAGUACGGCGAGGGCAUACGCAUGAAAUGUAAAUACGCCGCCCAAGCCCACGACGUCAUGCAGCAGAUCAGGCAGAGCAGGAAGAGAGAGGAGGAGCAGCAGCAGCAGGAGGAGCAACGACGUGCAGAGCAAGCAGGAAAUCAAGAAGAGGUUGAGAAACAAAUGCACAUGCGAGAUGAGAAUGGAGAAGGGGACGACCAAGCCGAGACCAAGGCAGACCACAGUCAGAGGGAGGACGACGAGAUCAUGGUCGAAAAGGACAAGGUCGAGAACCGGGCUUGA